CUUCUUCGCGCAGGCGAAUUGUGGAUCACAAAACCAGACAGACGCACGGGCCGUAUAUUCAAGACAGCUCACGAAGACAGUUCGCGUUAGCUGUGAGUUGAUUGGUUCUGUACCAGACUGUACAUCGUAUCAUGCGUGAGUGUAUCUCGAUCCACGUCGGCCAGGCCGGAGUCCAGAUCGGCAAUGCCUGCUGGGAGUUGUACUGCCUGGAGCACGGCAUCCAACCCGACGGUCAGAUGCCCAGCGACAAGACCAUCGGCGGUGGUGACGACUCCUUCAACACCUUCUUCAGUGAGACCGGCGCCGGCAAGCACGUGCCCCGUGCCGUCUUCGUCGACCUCGAGCCAACCGUCGUCGAUGAGGUGCGCACCGGAACCUACCGACAGCUGUUCCACCCCGAGCAGCUGAUCACCGGCAAGGAAGACGCCGCCAACAAUUACGCCCGUGGUCACUACACCAUCGGCAAGGAAAUCGUCGACCUUGUCCUGGACAGGAUCCGCAAGCUGGCUGAUCAGUGCACCGGUCUCCAGGGAUUCCUCAUCUUCCACUCAUUCGGUGGCGGUACCGGAUCUGGCUUCACCUCCCUGCUCAUGGAGAGGUUGAGCGUCGACUACGGCAAAAAGUCCAAGCUUGAGUUCGCCGUCUAUCCCGCUCCCCAGGUUGCCACCGCCGUCGUUGAGCCAUACAACUCAAUUCUGACCACCCACACCACCCUGGAGCACUCCGACUGCGCCUUCAUGGUCGACAACGAAGCCAUCUACGACAUAUGCCGCCGCAACCUCGACAUUGAGCGUCCGUCAUACUGUGAAACCAUUCGUCUGAUCGGCCAGAUUGUGUCCUCAAUCACCGCUUCCCUUCGCUUCGACGGUGCCCUGAACGUGGACUUGACCGAGUUCCAGACCAACUUGGUGCCCUACCCACGUAUCCACUUCCCCCUUGCGACAUACGCCCCCGUAAUCUCCACAGAGAAGGCCUACCACGAGCAGCUCUCUGUGGCAGAAAUCACCAACGCCUGCUUUGAGCCGGCCAACCAGAUGGUAAAGUGUGACCCCCGUAAAGGAAAGUACAUGGCCUGCUGCAUGUUGUACCGUGGUGACGUCGUUCCCAAGGACGUCAACGCUGCGAUUGCCACCAUCAAGACCAAGAGGACCAUCCAGUUCGUCGACUGGUGCCCAACCGGUUUCAAGGUCGGUAUCAACUACCAGCCACCCACCGUCGUGCCCGGAGGUGACUUGGCCAAGGUGCAGCGUGCCGUGUGCAUGUUGAGCAACACCACCGCCAUCGCCGAGGCCUGGGCUCGUCUUGACCACAAGUUCGAUCUGAUGUACGCCAAGCGCGCCUUCGUGCACUGGUACGUCGGAGAGGGUAUGGAGGAGGGUGAGUUCUCCGAGGCUCGUGAGGACUUGGCCGCUCUCGAGAAGGACUACGAGGAGGUCGGUGUCGACUCCGUCGAGGGCGGAGCUGAGGAGGAGGGCGAGGAGUAUUAAACUCAACCGAUUUAAUAAGAAGAGAUGUUUCGGACUUACCGGUAUUAUCUGUAGCACUGGUUCUUUACUUCCUCAUAUAUCAUUACAAUAUGUUUUGGUAUGCGUUGUGUUCACAGUAUACGAUUUUUUAUACCGGUACAUUGAAAUAAAUAUAACAUAGUAUGAUUUAUAUAUAAAUAUAUACAUGUAUGUUGUAUCCAAUCCUUAUCUGCAUAUAUAUUCACCAUUACAAUUGUUGUUGGACCAUGUUUUGUUUGCUUGUAUAAAUAUUUUAUAUGUUAAGAUACGGCUGUCUUAUUGAU
This is a messenger RNA of Dreissena polymorpha, 1789 nucleotides long. Its product is annotated as tubulin alpha-1A chain-like. NCBI's taxonomy places the organism in Eukaryota, Metazoa, Mollusca, Bivalvia, Myida, Dreissenidae. The transcript is spliced from 5 exons. Gene Ontology annotation, biological process: microtubule cytoskeleton organization; mitotic cell cycle. Gene Ontology annotation, molecular function: structural constituent of cytoskeleton; GTP binding. The record is from RefSeq and is a predicted model, not a curated record. The coding region runs from base 132 to 1487 and encodes 451 amino acids. Gene Ontology annotation, cellular component: microtubule; cytoplasm.